AUGUCGAGUCAGAGCUGCAUGAUGAGCGUCUUCGCCGCUCCGGUGCAGAACGAGAUGGGUUUGCAACCAUCCGGCCGCCUGGGCCUAGUUGGUCGAAAGGCCACCUACGUCGACCACGAAGCAAACCCACUGCCGGCCAUGGUCAACGACGACGACUCUUCACUCCUCAUGCGUUCCCCGCAUAUCACUAUUCAGAUCCCACUACCCAUGCUGUUCCGAACCAUGAGUUGCCAGAUCAUCCAGAUAUGGUCCUCCUUCACUCCAAUGCCAGAAGUUCUACCCAGCCAAGGCCUGUUGUUUAUGAUUUGCCUUUUCAACACCCUGUUGCGGCACGUGUCGUACAAUGCACAGUACGAGGUUCCUUCUCAGUUCGCCUUUCUCAUAUCCAAGAGACUUCCCACGAACGGAGUCACGAUUAGCCAUGAGGAACAGGCCAAAUCACUCUCACCAGCGCUGGAUCUGCUUAAGAAGAUGCCCUCUCCAUCCUCUUCCCUCCAGACGCCCCAGGCACCCAAGCGCAAGACGCAACAAACCCUUCACAUUUCUUGCCCCAUCGCUAUGUAA
Sodiomyces alkalinus F11 is the source of this 564-nucleotide messenger RNA. RefSeq lists its product as hypothetical. Lineage: Eukaryota; Fungi; Ascomycota; Sordariomycetes; Glomerellales; Plectosphaerellaceae. The coding region runs from base 1 to 564 and encodes 187 amino acids. The transcript has 6 exons. The record is from RefSeq and is a predicted model, not a curated record.